Messenger RNA from Medioppia subpectinata, 1755 nucleotides. The record is from the annotation of a GenBank genome assembly. NCBI's taxonomy places the organism in Eukaryota, Metazoa, Arthropoda, Arachnida, Sarcoptiformes, Oppiidae.
AUGCGCAGACAUUGGCUAACGGUAUACGUGUCCGGAAUGUCAGUUAUGUCACCACUGCCUCACAAAAUGACAAAUGAAAUGACAGACUUUCAUGACAUGUGGCAGGACAUUGAAAGUGUGCUAUUAAUUAGCGAUGGCUCGCAAUACAGUUCCUCAGCGGAGACCCACCGGUAUAUUCUGCAACAAAGUCAACACCAAAGCCAACCACACACUCAACACCACAACACAACUCAUCCGCAAAUCACUGCAAACGAUGUUUAUGUGAAACAAGAAUUCAAUCAAAUCAAGUCUGAAUACGAUUACCACCAAAACGAUACGUACGACCAGUCGGUGCCGUACGUCGAGAGCAACAACUAUUGCAAUGCCUCGCAAUGGACUUCAACGCCAUUACAGCCGAUUCAGUGCACACAACCAUCCAAUCAGUUGUGCGCCAAUAAUUUGUCGAUUGAAAAAUACAUAUAUAAAAAUACAUUGGCUAACGGUAUACGUGUCCGGAAUAUGUGGCAGGACAUUGAAAGUGUGCUAUUAAUUAGCGAUGGCUCGCAAUACAGUUCCUCAGCGGAGACCCACCGGUAUAUUCUGCAACAAAGUCAACACCAAAGCCAACCACACACUCAACACCACAACACAACUCAUCCGCAAAUCAAUGCAAACGAUGUUUACGUGAAACAAGAAUUCAAUCAAAUCAAGUCUGAAUACGAUUACCACCAAAACGAUACGUACGACCAGUCGGUGCCGUACGUCGAGAGCAACAACUAUUGCAAUGCCUCGCAAUGGACUUCAACGCCAUUACAGCCGAUUCAGUGCACACAACCAUCCAAUCAGUUGUGCGCCAAUCGUUUGGUGCACUCGAGUGCCAAAGAGCCGAUUCCUUCGCCACAACCGCACUCUCAGGCGAACGGAUCGACAAACUAUUAUUGUGAUCAACAAUACAAUAGUAAUUAUCUUCACUGGAAUUCAGACCAAUAUUCAUACGGAAAGCCAUCGCUAACCCAAUGCCAAAUGUCUGCGCAUUCAGUCAAUAAUUAUAGUAUGGGUUAUCAUCCAAAUACCAGUGCAAGUCUUCAACAACCCUCGCAUCGAAACAUAGUAACCCCUCCGGCGUCGCCUCAUCUCUCGGAGCUCUUAUCAAAUCAAAGUAAACCCCCGACCGGACAGUUAGCCACCGCUCACACCCUUCACACACACCUCAACAAUAUUACUAUUAAUUGCAAUUCAAUCAAUACGACCGCUCUUCAGACCACAGCACCCGCUCAGCAGAUCGUUCAGGUCGUAGGAGGACCUCAGGUUAUCAAUGGCACGAUUGCCCCAACCAUUGCGCCCACCAAACCCAGGAGAGGUCGCCGAUCGAGGGGUCCUAAGAAAGUCACUCUCCAUACCUGCUCUUAUCCGGGCUGUACUAAGACUUACUCAAAGAGCUCACACCUGAAGGCCCACCUGAGGACACAUACGGGUGAAAAGCCCUAUCAGUGCAAUUGGAAGGGCUGCGGCUGGAAGUUCGCCCGAUCUGAUGAACUGACCCGACAUUUUCGCAAACACACCGGCGAUCUGCCGACUCUGCGAGAGAGCCUUGAAAAGCCCUAUCAGUGCAAUUGGAAGGGCUGCGGCUGGAAGUUCGCCCGAUCUGAUGAACUGACCCGACAUUUCCGCAAACACACCGGCGAUCGUCCCUUUCAGUGCCGACUCUGCGAGAGAGCCUUUUCCCGAUCCGAUCACUUGUCCCUUCAUAUGAAAAGACACGCAGAGAUUGUGUAA